Molecule: messenger RNA, 1837 nt
Organism: Sardina pilchardus (European sardine)
Lineage: Eukaryota; Metazoa; Chordata; Actinopteri; Clupeiformes; Clupeidae
Gene: pnoca
Product: prepronociceptin a
Exons: 3
Coding region: 148-876 (242 amino acids)
Biological process (GO): chemical synaptic transmission; sensory perception; neuropeptide signaling pathway
Cellular component (GO): dendrite; axon terminus; plasma membrane
Molecular function (GO): opioid receptor binding
Source: RefSeq, a predicted model, not a curated record
UACAGGCACCGCACCUCACACACAGACUCAGACUCAGCAACGCACCUGUCUGCCUGCCUGCCUGCCUGCCUGCCCGCCCGCCUGCCCAUCGUCAGGACAAGCCUCCGUGUCGGCCGUCCCAUCCCUACACACAGGUCCCACCCAGCCAUGAAGACGCCUCUGUGGAUGCUGGUGUUCCUCGGUCUGUUUGUGCCCGGACACGGCGACUGUCAAGGGGACUGCCUCUCCUGCCUUGAACUCCUGCCCAAAGACCAAGCCUUCAACACACUGGUGUGUCUCGUAGAGUGCCAUGGCAAUGUCUCUCCAGGCCUCAACUGGGAGAUGUGCCGCAAAGUUGUGGAAAAGCCGCAGCAGGUACCCUCCCAGACCCUAGGGGGCGCCAUGCUGAGACGCUCCCAGGAGGACGUGGCCGCCGGUCUGCUGCCCCUUGAGCAGGAGGAUGGCGGACUGCCCUACUCCGGAGCCUUGCAGAGGUUUGACCACGUGGCCCGGGCACUGGGUCUGGACCAGCAGGGCGGCGCCAGGAGCCGGACGACCCAGCUGGCGUCCGAGACUGUGGAAGGGAACCAGGAGGACGAGGAGGCGGAGGAGGUGGAGGGCGAGGAAGACAGGGACCAGGACGACGGGGUCGGCAUCAACCUGGCCAAACGCUUCGGCGGCUUCCUGAAGGGCAAGUAUGGCUACAAGAAGCUGGUGAACCCCGGGAGGUCCUACCAGAAGCGUUACGGCGGCUUCAUAGGCGUCCGUAAAUCUGCCCGAAAGUGGAACAACCAGAAACGUUUCUCUGAGUUUCUAAAGCAGUACCUGGGCAUGAGCACCCGGUCUAGCGAGUAUAAGAGUGUCUCAGCCGACCUCACCCAACAAAAUGAGGUCUAAGGCCUUUGUUGAUACCUGUCCAGUCACUGUACAAACAAACAAAUCCUUUUGUCCACUCCACACUGCAGUUCUCCAGUUCACACGGUGACCUUCACACCUACACAACAGAAAGGUCAUCCAUUCAAACAUCUCCUCUCGCUUCUCACACAUAGUCAACCCAUCUCAACAUUUUUACAUGAGAACAAAACACAGCCUAUUCCUUGGUCUAAAAGUAGGUCAAAGUUAAAUUUGGCUAUUAUUGGUAAAAAGAAAUCUUGACUAUCCCGGGAGACAAGAAGCAUCUCAGUCGGAACCCAUUUCAUUACUAAAUACUUAUUUUACAAGAGGACACUCAGAGAAAUCCGAGAAAAAAAAACUCUGCAAAGAUAGGUCAGAUUAGUUUGAUUAAAGGAACGAGGGAAAGUUUCUCUCUGUAAAAGUUAGGCUUAUUGCCCAGAGGGAUAUUCGAUAACGAUCUGCUCACACUGUCAACUACUAUCCAAUAGACCCUGUCCAACACUGCCAUCUUGUGGCUGAAUUGAGAAAGACAUCCCAUGUCUGAAUGACAACCUUGCAAUGCAUAUCUAAUGAAAGUCCUGUUGCUGGACUAACGUGACUUUCAAAAUCCUAUGGACAUUGUAAUAUCUGGUUGAACUACAUAAAUAUUUUAAUUAACUACACAAGUCAUGAAAAAUCUGAGAAUAUGUAGAGUUCAGGCACACAGGAAACAUGGUCAUCUAUGUGCGAUGUCCGACAAUGAUUUGUUUCUCCUGAUGAGAUCUCUAUGGUUUAAUCCAAGGCUUCUAUCACUACAUAGAAAUCUAAUCAGCUGUGUUUGUGUAUAUGAAACGACCUGUACGUAUGUAAAGUGUUUAUUUUGAUAAUUUCUUUCUCUGUUGUGUGAAAUCAUUUGAUUGUUCAGAAUAACAACUUGUAAAUAGAAACAAAGUUGAACAUACCAAUAAAAUAGUUUACUAUUUCC